UGUGUCGUGUGGUGCAUCUGUCCCUGUACCUACUCGGUUUUUAAUUGCUGACCAAGAGUGGGAAGAUAUUGCUAAAAAUUAUAGAAACAGUAGCCAUGUGAUAUGAAAGAGAGAAACAUGUAGAAAGUAAGAUACAGAGUGUAAUGCGCAAAGUGACUUUUCUUCGCGAGAUAUGGUGUUCCAAGAGCGGACUUUAUCAAGGAAUUGAAGUUCAAGGCAAGUUUCUUCACGCUACGCUGUGUAAAAGCCAGUCAUUAAGAAAAAUAAAACGAAACAACUGAUUGCAAAGGAAGUUAAUAAGAAGAUACAAUCAAGAGAAUGCUGGCCUUAAUUACGAAAUGGCCAAAUGAAAGAAAAGAAGAUAAUUUACUAAAAUGACACCUCUGACUAUGAACAGAACGGAAGAAUGAAAAUCCACGAACUCUCAAGAUAACACGAGCACCAACAUUUUUUCUUAAGACAGGAGAACCUAGCAUGUCACCAUUAACAUUUAGUUUUAAUUUAUUGUCUGGAGUAAAUUCCCAGUGACCUCUUUUGACCCAAGAUGGCCCGGCGGAGAGAUCUAUCUUCCUGCAUCCUCGUGGCUUUCAUGAUAUCAAGUGCGACCCAAAGAGCGAAGGUGAUGGCACAGGAUGAGGCCAGCAACAGUAGUUUCGUGGAUGCCAAAAUAACCUUUGCUAAUUCGUCUGGAGCUGGGAUCGACACUGAGACAGAACCACCGAAUAGCCGCUGGUUAGGAACUCGUCUGGGUGGCAACUGCUGUGGUAAUUUUCUCAGCGGCGUGUGCACCUUCGUCUCCUCAGAGUGUGUCAACUGCACGUGUUCUUGCAUACCGGGCUACACCUACGUGGAAGGUGUUAUCGGCAGGUGCGAGGUGCUAACGAGCGAAGGAGACUCCUCACCUGCUGUUGAAGGGAGUGACAAGCUUCCCUUGGAGGCUUGUAGAGAGAAGAGUCAGUGUAUCGAGGGCUUAGAUUGCCUCGAUGGGGUCUGCGCGUGUCCGCCGCCCUGCGAGUACGUGCCCGAGCGGCUGGUGUGCGACUGCGGUCCGCAGGAGACGCCGUGGUGGCCCAUCGUCGUCGGGGUCGUCAUCGGGUUCCUGAUCGUGUCCUUCUGGAUCCGAACCAUUGCGGACAUGAUUGACAAGCACAAGAAAUGCCGUAGUAACAAGGUGUCUCAGAUGACGAGGUCGGUGUCGGGCAUUUCCACGCUGGGCGCUGCAUAUGGCACUGAUCACGUGACCUUCCAGCCGCUGUCGAAGAAUUAUUCCCAGAAUGCUCACCAGGCGGUGGCGCCCACGUCGCCCCUCAGGCCGGCCUUUGGGUCCUCAGCGAUGGGCCCUCUAGGACAUCAGCCUCUGCAGCUCCAUGUGGCCGCCAACGCCCCUCGCGCACCACUCCCGCCCUUCCCGCCGUAUCCUCCUCCUCCUUACUCCUCCCCUCUUCCCCCACCUCUUCCCCCACCUCUUCCUCCACCUCUUCCUCCUCUCCCUGCAAGUUCGGUGACCAACCUCGCCCCGCCCACCGAGCACCGCCCACCCACGACGGACUUCGUGCCGCCUCAGGUGCCAGUCAUCCUCGAACCGCCGGCGGAGGAAGAGCCUAACGAUUCUCCUCCCGCCCAGGACGCGCCCAGACCGCCGGCUUCGGCUCCCCUCGGCAGGAGGAACCUGGAGGAGGACGAAGGCAUCGAGGGCAACGUACCAGGCCCUGCUGUCUACAGUCCCCCGCGUUCAGCCAGGUUCUGAAGACCGGGACAGUGCCGGCCGAGCGUCCAGAGGCAGCAAGUGGAAUCGUGUUCAAAUCAUUCGCUCACGUUCAUUGCCAAAUAAGUCUAUAGUCUUAACUGUGUUAGUGAAAAGUGUAGAUUAUAAAUGUGGUGCAUGGUUACUUUAACGUCAAAACCCCAGUUUAGAAUGGAUUUUGCCUGUGAAUGAAAUUCUACGGGUGAAACUAUUCUGAAAUCAUGUGAUAUGGAUGUGUAAAAUCAUCAGACAAUCAGCUUACUGUAAUAUAUAUUUUUAUUCUAAACAAGUUCAUAAAUUCUCAAAAAACAAACUCAUAUUAUAAGAUGUGAGAGAGAAAAAAAAAUAAACAUUGAUAUUCAACACGUCUGAAGAGUCAAAGGCACAGCGUUAAUUGGUAAUCAUUUCCAGCUGAAGAGAGUGUGUGCCUUACAGUGUGGAAUCAUGUUGUGUUUUGUUAUAUGUUGUGAGAGGAUGUAAUCAGAAAUGAAAUGUAUCAAUGUAUCAC
Penaeus chinensis is the source of this 2252-nucleotide messenger RNA. RefSeq names its product formin-2-like. NCBI's taxonomy places the organism in Eukaryota, Metazoa, Arthropoda, Malacostraca, Decapoda, Penaeidae. The transcript is spliced from 7 exons. The record is from RefSeq and is a predicted model, not a curated record. Bases 545 to 1747 code for a protein of 400 amino acids.